GCUAGUAGAUAUGAGGAACAUGAGUGCUUUUCGUAUUCGAUGAAGUCCGUUUUUCAUUUUCUAAAUCAUGCUGUAGUGAGGAACCGAAGACAUACAAUGGAAAUAUCCGAAUCGACAAGGGCAGUGUUUUUUGUAAGUCGCGUGUUUGGUCUUGCUCCUUAUGUAGUGAAGAAAACUUCCAAAGGACAAAUUGUGGAUUACAAACGGAACUUGUUCUUGGUGAUUUAUGGCUUAUGCGUUGUGUUUUGUUUGGCUGGAUUGACAUUCAAAGGAAUAUUUCUCGAUAUUAACUCGAAGAAACCAAUACGUUUCGUUAUUAGGAUGAAGACAGCAACUUCUAAGGUGGUCACUACAUUGGAUGUAUCGGUCGUCGUUUCUGCCUGCAUUUGCGGAGUUUUUUGCGGUGUGUAUGGAUUGCCAUACGUGAGAGAACUCAAUCAACGUCUGAAUGAGGCGGACGAUAUGCUUUCGGUGUAUGUCAAGGCGGACAAACAGAGCAAAGAGAAGCGAAAAGGUCUCACAAUGUUAGCUUUGGUGGGAGUCAUCAUAACAGGAGCGCUAGCCCUCGACAUUUGGGUCUGGUAUCGGAUAGCGCAAAAAGUGAAAAAAGAAAAUCAAGACUCGGGUGCCAAUGUGUUGGGAUACUGCCCAUUCUACGCCCUCUAUUAUAUACUGAUGAUGUUUCAUGUCUUAUUUGCACAAUCGGCUCUAGGAAUAAGCAGCCGUUUUCGUCAUCUAAACAUUGCGCUUUAUCACGUGUUACCGGAAUCAAGCAAGAUACCAGUGAUAGAAAUAACGUCGGCGUCAUCUAUAAACAAUGUUUCUGAAAGAAUGGAUAAUGCAAAAGAGCAGAAGAAAGGUUUAACUGCUAUAUCACACGUGAUACAAUCGAUCGAUGAUGGCAGAAGGAUGGCGAUGAGUCGUUUCAUGGUGCAUGAUGAAAGGUGCCGAAGGAGAAUUAGAUUUGCACUGGGGAGGCGCAUAUUGGACCAAUCAAAACGUGGGAUUUGCCGCAGCAGAAAAUCAAACCAAACGCAUGAUUCAUUGCACAGCCUAUUCGUAUUGAUAGAUCAACAGGGAGAGCACAGAUUGCUUGUAACAAUCGACCAAUCGGAAUGCGGGAUAUUCGUAUUGAUAUUGAUAAUUUUGUAAUUGUUCGAUUGUAAGAUUCAUAAAAUAUUUAUUUUUGUUCAUUAUAUUAAAUUAUUAGGGAAUCCCUAAAUCGAUUGAUGCAAAUGUCUAGUAAAGCCCUCAGCAAAUGACUGAGCAAGAAGCGUUUAAAAUUGAACAAUCAUUGCGAUGCAACAGUUUUUUCGUUCUUCAAUUUGUACCCCAAUAUGUUUUCAAAAGACGUAAUCCUACGUAAAAAAGUUUUUUCUCAAAACCAAAAUACCAUAAAAAAUAAAUAUAAUUCGUCAACAAAAUUGAAUUUCUUAUAAAAAUCAGGAUAAAUGCUAGACAACGAAAACUUAAUCAGGACGCCCCAAAAGCAACUCAAAAUCAGGACAUGUCCUGCUAAAUUAGGACAGAUGAUAUCCAUACUAAUUGCUUCACUGGAGUCGGUGUAUAAUAUUCAAGUCAAUGUAGUGCGUUUUAUGUAUUUUUCAUUGUUCAUUGCAUUUGGGUCCAAAGUCACAAAUUGUAAUGGGUCCGAGAAGUUGGAUGGCCUUUCAAUGUUUCCUUUAAACAGUUUAUAAUAUAAAUUCCCCGUUGAUUUGAGUGAGAUUUUAUGAUGCAGGAUAAAAUAUUGUUGUUAAGGAAUAUUCCAGUGUUUAAACACUAAUCAAAGAGGUAAUAUGAAAAGUGAGUUUCUCUGUCAAGUUUUCCAAUAACACACAUGCUACUACAGUUCCUGGAUUCGAAUCAUGAUUGAGGAUUCCACUGCAAUUGUUGCCAUUUUAUUCGAAGUGGGGAAACCAAUAUUUAUAGAUAGAGUUAAACAUAGUUCGACAAUGCCAAUGUCCCAGUUAUUUGAGACAUCUUUGUAGAACAAAGUUUUUUUUCUAUCUCUUGUAAUAAUCGAUAUAGCGCCUUUUUUGUAAGUUGCGUUAGGGUCACCAUAAAAAAGCAGUUUUUUUGCUCUAACUUUUCUAUUUCAAAUUCUACAUAAAAACUGUCUUGGCAAGACUUUUAGAGCUUACUAAUACAAACAUUUUGCGAUGAAGAACUUGUCAAUAUCUCAAUUUAAUUCAAAGCAAACUUAUGAAAAAGGCGCUAUAUCGGUUAUUUCAAGAGAUAGAAAAAAACUUUGUUCUAUAAAAAUGUCUCAAAUAACUGGGACUACAACAUUGUCGAACUAUGUUUACCUCUAUCUAUAAAUAUAAGCAAGUUAUAUUUUUUAAUUCAACGACAAUUUUAGUCACCCUAUUUAAUAUAACAUGAAAAUGAGCGCUCUAUUAUAUGUAACAACUUUGUCGAAGACAGUUUUUGUCUAGAGAAUAACUGUCGAGCUCUAAAUGCUAAUUUCCACUUAAAGGCACCUCCUGGACCAUUGUGCACUGUGUUAGGGUCUUAUAAGAUCGUGAUCGAUAUUCUAUGUGUAUAUCCUAUAACCGCCGUUUUAACAUGAGUAGUGAAUUAAAAUACUGCACAGAUGAACUAAUUUAGAAUUUUUGAUCCUUGAAGGAUGACAUGUCUUCCGAAAAGGAUAGAUAUUUCCUGCGUCAGAUAAACUCAACGCCAUCAAUUUGCCAUCAACCUUGUUCUAUUGGAGUGAUAAAAUUGUUACACUGAGCACACAUCCACUGAUGUCACGUAUAUAUGUGUAUAAUUGAGUUCCAUAUCAGCAAAAAAGAAACCUCACCGGCGUUUUCAUAGCACCCAGAGCAAACGUAAACAUGUCCUUACUACGAAACCCGUAAUAAAAUGAACGGCAUUAGACCACACACGUUUUGCUUUGCUUACAUUCGAACAGCUUUCUUUUCACAUGGAACUGAUUAUGGGGGAGCAAAGUUUUAACCCCACCAGAUAAUCCUGAUAUAUGAAGGCUAGAAUAGAGUGAAAUUAUUACGCUUCAGCAUGCCGUACACCAUCGAUGGAUACUAUCGUUACCAACAUUCGACAUAGCUUCUGUAAUCACUAUUCACUCGACCACUGCUACCACCGUGGCUUAUAGCUUCAUAACGUAGAUGUCAUUGGUAGACCACAUCAUUCAAUAUCUGUUAAUCCGUAACCGGUGUGACAAAGACAAAAUUAUUAGAACUUAUGACAGCUAUUUUUAGUGAAAAUAUUUCAUUUGUUUCAGUUGUCAUGAAAAAAUAUUUACAACUAUGAGCUGAAGAUAUUGAAACUGUCCAACUGAAACCGUGGAGGCUGAAAUUGCGUCGUAUGCACUAUACUCUCCACAACAAUCGAUUCCCAAAAUCCAAGAUCCAUCGUUAACGAAUAACCUUCGCAUCGCUGUAAUGAAGUACAGAAGCUUUUUCUUUCGCCUACCGGAGUUAUGGUCAUAGGGUGCAAUUGAACUUGUGCGGAACUCACCACGGCUUAGGAGAUUUUUAAUACCUAAAGGCCAAUCCAGCCCAGGAGAGAAAGGUUCUUCUGAGCAUGCGCAAGACAGAAAUGAUUAUCUGUUCUCUACAUGAGGUAAGAUAGUUCAUGCGGCCACUCAUCUUCGAUGUUUGACAUGGAUGAAACAUAAUAUUCUUCUCCGAUCGUACACUGGAAGUGAAAUUUCACAAAUAUAUUCAGAAAUUUGGAGAAAGGUGCUCCUAUUCCGAGCAUUUGAUUGUUCGGAAUUAGUAUAGUAAUUUCAGUUUAGGCUUAGAUUAGGUUGAGUAGGUAGUGUGUUCUAAUAACUUUCAAAAUAAUUUGAU
Toxorhynchites rutilus septentrionalis is the source of this 3815-nucleotide messenger RNA. RefSeq names its product gustatory receptor for sugar taste 43a (gene Gr43a). Lineage: Eukaryota; Metazoa; Arthropoda; Insecta; Diptera; Culicidae. Gene Ontology annotation, biological process: sensory perception of taste. Gene Ontology annotation, cellular component: dendrite; membrane; neuronal cell body. Bases 40 to 1152 code for a protein of 370 amino acids. The record is from RefSeq and is a predicted model, not a curated record. The transcript is spliced from 9 exons.